AUGUUGUCUCACGAGCGAGCACAGCUCGCCAUGCUCGUCCGCGUUUUGGCGAUUCGCUGGAAAGCGGAUCACUGUCUCGAAGGAGAUGCAGAGGACGAGGCAGAUGCCUUUAGGAUGGCGAAGUAUCAAGUCAGAGAUUUCAUCAAGUAUAUGACCAUGAGCGACAUGGAAGAGUUGUUGUUCUUCGAAUACAACGACGACCGCAAGAAAGAUGAUGACAGCAAGAAAGACGAUGACAGCAAGAAAGACGAUGACAAGAAAAAAGAUGGUGACAAGCAGAAGACGAACACCGGCAAGAAGAAAAAUAAUCCGGCUGACAAGAGGAAGACCGACAAGAAGAGAAAGAAGCCUGCUGACAAGAAGAAGUCCGACAAGAAGAGAAAGAAGCCUGCUGACAAGAAGAAGUCCGCCAAGAAGUAG
This is a messenger RNA of Symbiodinium sp. CCMP2592, 420 nucleotides long. The record is from the annotation of a GenBank genome assembly. NCBI's taxonomy places the organism in Eukaryota, Dinophyceae, Suessiales, Symbiodiniaceae.